Benincasa hispida (wax gourd) is the source of this 1221-nucleotide messenger RNA. RefSeq names its product putative serine/threonine-protein kinase PBL23. Gene Ontology annotation, molecular function: ATP binding; protein kinase activity. The record is from RefSeq and is a predicted model, not a curated record. Gene Ontology annotation, biological process: protein phosphorylation. Lineage: Eukaryota; Viridiplantae; Streptophyta; Magnoliopsida; Cucurbitales; Cucurbitaceae.
AUGAGUUGGUUCCAAUGUUGCAUGUCAGAGGAGAGAAUCAAUAGAAAUGCUUUGAAAAAGAGCAUUAAGGAGUACAAUGACACAAAAACUUUAGCCUCAUUUGCCAAUCUUUCCUUCAAGUCUGGUAAAAAUAGAGGAAGGUACACAAAUAAGGGGAUAAAGAAGUUACGAAAAAGAAACAUCUUAACUCAAACUUUUACAUUUCGUGAGCUAUGUGUUGCAACAAAUAACUUCAACAACGAAAAUCUAUUGGGGGAAGGUGGUUUUGGAAGGGUUUACAAAGCCCUCAUUGAAAGCACAAACCAAGGAACGGCCGUGAAGCGACUUGAUCCAAAUGGAUUUCAAGGGGAUAGAGAAUUUCUUGUAGAAGUUUUGAUGUUGAGCCUUCUUCACCAUCCCAAUCUUGUCAAUUUGGUUGGGUAUUGUGCUGAUGCAAAUCAAAGGAUUUUGGUUUAUGAGUAUAUGGCUAAUGGUUCCUUGGAGGAUCAUCUUCUUGAUACACCUUCAACCAAGCCACCUCUAGAUUGGAACACAAGGAUAAAAAUCAUCGGAGGAGUCGCAAGAGGACUCGAAUACUUACACGAAACCGUCAAUCCUCCUGUGAUAUACCGCGACUUUAAAGCUUCAAACAUUUUGUUGGAUAAAGAAUUCAAUGCAAAGCUUUCUGAUUUUGGCCUUGCAAAGAUAGGUCCCAUCGGAGAUAACUCUCAUGUUUCCACCAGAGUUAUGGGAACUUAUGGUUAUUGUGCUCCUGAAUAUGCACUUACAGGACAAUUGUCGACCAAAUCCGAUGUCUAUAGUUUCGGCGUCGUCUUCUUGGAGAUAAUCACAGGAAGAAGAGUUAUUGACAAUACGAAACCAACUGCACAAAAGAACUUAAUUUCUUGGGCACAACCACUUUUCAGAGACAGAAGGAAAUUCACACUAAUGGCAGAUCCAAAGCUAGAAGGAAAUUACCCAGUGAAGGCUCUUUAUCAAGCUCUAGCAGUUGUAGCCAUGUGUUUACAAGAGGAAGCAAACACUCGGCCAUUGAUUAGCGACGUGGUUACGGCACUUCAAUAUUUAGCUGUAAACAAGCACGUCGAUGAAGAUGUAGAUGACGAAUCAGAUUCGGUGUCGGGAUCAGGAACAGAAUUUAGUUCAUAUUCAUGUUCAACCUCUCCUGAUAGAAGAAGUGAUCUUGGAGGUAAAAAUGUUGAUGUUGAAGGUGAUGGGAGGUGA